AUGCCUAAAAGCUGCUCAGUACCAAAGUGUAGAACAAAGCCUGACGAUAGAAAGAGCUUCUAUAAGUUUCCUCUUCAUGACCCCGAGAGACUUCACCUGUGGCUGAGGAAUAUGGGAAAAAACGCCUGGACACCCACUCGACAUCAUUAUAUUUGCCAUAAACAUUUCACGCCUUCAAACUUUACAGUGUGCAGGGGUGUUCGUUAUCUGAAGAAAACAGCUGUGCCCACACUAUUCAAGAAAACGAAAUUGUUGGGCGAAACUUUAAGUCCUCAGCCUAUCACCUCCACAGUGCCAAUAGUGUCUAAGUACAUUCAGGGUUCAAAGGUCUCAAAGAGUCCUGAGGAGGAAGAAGAAGAGGAAGAGGAGGAGGAAGAUGACAUCAGUGUGGAAAGCUUCAACUUCGAACAACAACAAGUGGAGCACUGUUACCAUAAAAACAGUGUGAGCAAAGAGCAACUAGAGGCGACUGUGGUAGAGCUGCAGAAGAAAGUGAAGAUCAUGCAGCAGCAUCACCACAGACACUUGGAAAAGCUUGAGGGACUGGAAAAGGCCGUGGGGCAGCUGAGGCAGAGCAAACUUCUGUACGAGGAGAGGCUUCAGUGUCUUGAGAGGGCCUAUCUUCAAGCAAAUGCAACUAUUACAGAUCCCGAACAGAUUGUGACCGUCAUCUAUGAAGAUUCUGAGCAUUUCUACACAAAUGUUCCAAGGGAAAGGUUUUGA
Molecule: messenger RNA, 723 nt
Organism: Knipowitschia caucasica
Lineage: Eukaryota; Metazoa; Chordata; Actinopteri; Gobiiformes; Gobiidae
Source: the annotation of a GenBank genome assembly